GCGGGGAGGCAAGGGCCCAUCAAAACCUGGCAACAAGCAAAAAAAUUGACGAGAAAAAAACAGUAAGGUGGUGUUUCAUGCAAGUGCUAAGAUAGGAAAUGAAGUUCAACGUGGUGUGCAAGAAACUCUACAAUUAUGUUCGGUACGAUCUCAAGGAAAUAGCGUUUCCCUCCUCCUUGCCGGAUCCUCCCCACAUCAAAAAGCGCGGAAUACUUUCGUGGAAAGAGCGCUUCCUUGUGUUGAAGGAAGCUUCUAGAUUAUAUGGUGCGAGCUGGGUAAGAGAUAUUGGUCCGGAACUUAGGCCACACGAGUACAGAAAGAAAACAGAGAGUGAAGAAGAUAAAUCCAAUCGGGAAAAAGGCGCACCUAACGAGAGGGAGCCAUCAACACUAGAGGAUCUUGCUGUGGCUGCAAAGGGGGGAAUGGAGAGUAUAAGGCCAGCUCUGCAGAGAGUGUACAUGACUAGGGCUUCGGCUUAUAGAGAUGCUCUGAGAAGUUUUAUCGAAGGUUAUCAAGAAGGUAUACAUCAAGUUAUGGAGAAGAAGGAAGAUCACAAAUCUCAAGGAGCCGACACUCCAAAAGGAUCAAAUUAAUUUCUCUGAAAAAUGAAAAAAUAAAUCGAUGAUGAUUCUCUCUGAAUAACAGACCCAUUCAGUGGAUUCACAUAGUGCCUCGAAUGGUGGUGGUGACUUUGGUGGGUGGGGUAUAUCCCUCGUCUCAUUUCUUCAACUCUUUGUAUUAUUACGAUAAAAGUCUCCGGUCUUUUUUCCCAUCCAAUGAGCCAUAUUAGUUAGUAGCAUCGACUUUUUAUCAUUAUCGUACAGUUUCACUUGGUUUGAUAAUCGUUUGUCCGUUACUCAGUUCCAUUCAUGCUAAACCGGUGAUUACGCUUUGUGUGUGUGUGUGUGUGGCUCUCGAAAUCAACUUCCGUUUCGACUAAAAUUACAGUGUCGAUACACUAAAGCGAUUGUUUUUCGUUUA
Erythranthe guttata (spotted monkey flower) is the source of this 981-nucleotide messenger RNA. RefSeq names its product embryo defective 2735. The record is from RefSeq and is a predicted model, not a curated record. Lineage: Eukaryota; Viridiplantae; Streptophyta; Magnoliopsida; Lamiales; Phrymaceae.